Molecule: messenger RNA, 1368 nt
Organism: Suillus fuscotomentosus
Lineage: Eukaryota; Fungi; Basidiomycota; Agaricomycetes; Boletales; Suillaceae
Exons: 15
Coding region: 442-1368 (308 amino acids)
Source: RefSeq, a predicted model, not a curated record
AAUUGGAACCUUGAUCAAAUAUCUGGACAAAUAACUCUGACCACAACCCUUGUCUGUCUGAUUUCUGCUCCCUGAAAGGGUACCCGACCAUGUUCUAUCAAGAGGGUCAAACUAUCUAAGCGCUUGUACAUCGCAAACGCCUGCACAGGAAUGUCAACCCUUAUUUAAACCUCAUUUCACGUUCUUUAGGCUAUCAAGGCACUCUUACUGCCCACGGAACAAGGGGAACACGUUGGCUAUGACAUGUGAAUGAUGAAGACUCAGCCAAGAUGUAACAGCCACUCUUGUCGGCCACGAAUCUCGGAGUGACAUUUGCCCAUUCCUGGCUAACGACCGGGAAACCAGCCCUCAAGAUUCUAUGCCUUAUAAGUAUCGUAUAUCAAUCAUCAACAAUUAACAGCCCACUAAUCUCUUCAGACCCCCCAUUUGAUCUGCAGUCUCAUGUCAGAACAAGAAAUCAUUGUUGGUCUCCUCUGGAACAACUAUCUAUCUGUGGCACUCAUCACUCUGAUGUCUUAUGAAUAUCUUCUUUUGUUGGACAAGGAGGUUAGAUAUGUCUGGAAACGACCAUGGUCACUGAUGUCAUGUUUGUACCUCAUCGUUCGAUAUUUCGGUCUUUUCCUGGCACUGCUUUGCGGCUUCUGGGGAGGGCUAUUGUAUAUAUCUGAAUCAGUCAGCUACGAUCUCGUCGUUCUAAUUGAAUGGGGAUUUUCAGUGUAUUUCUGGUUUGCGGAAGCCAUUCUCAUUUGGCGUCUUUAUGCCAUAUGCGAUCAAUCCAAGCUCCUACUUUAUGUUCUGGUGGGAUUGUUCUUGCCUAUCGUCGCCCUCUCAAUUGGGACGGACAUCUAUCUAUACAGUCGACAUAGUGCGUUUUCAGUGAAAGAAAUCAUAACUCCGAACGUCAAGUACUGCACGCUUUCUUUCAACAUCGGACCUAUGCCUGCGAUCUAUACUUCCAUUCCGAUUGUGUGCUAUGAUAUCUUACUAGUUGUUCUUGCGGCUGCCAUCCUCGUGAGGCACCUUAAGGAACGAAGAGGGACUCAAAUGAGGGCUAAUUCAUAUAUGAUCCUGAUCGUUCGGUAUCAUAUUCUGUACUUUGCCCUGAAUUUGACAAACCAAAUCUUAUUGGUUAUAUUAUGGGCUCACAUUCCGACCCCGGUGAUGUGUAUCUCAGAAUUCUUCAAUGAUACUGCGCCGUUUAUUCUCGCGCCCCGUCUCAUCAUCAGUAUUUGGGAUACGCAUGCCCACGAUGACUGCGUGGAAGUCAGUACAACAUUCGAGGAUUGUGUUCGAGCAGCACGAGAUGGAUUCCGUUGUCGUGUAAUUCUGGGGUGCUCAGGCUGGUUCCUCAGUAUGAAGAAAAAGUAA